UACAAACAUUUUGUAACUAUACGAGUUCUAAUUACAUAUAUAAAUACAAAGCACAUGCUUUAGCUCUCUGUCACACAUACAUCUUCUCCAUCCAUCACACAACAAGUAAGAUAAAAGACCGUUUCACUAAUGUCCAAAGACUGUGAGAAGCACGGCGGAGGAGGAACCGCCAGGAUAAUAUGCAGAGUGAUCAUCGGCUUCAUCAUCAUCGUCUUGAUAACAAUCUUCCUCGUCUGGGUAAUCCUCCAACCAACAAAACCAAGAUUCAUCCUCCAAGACGCCACCGUCUUCGCCUUCAACCUCACGCAACCCAACCUCCUCACCUCAAACUUCCAAGUCACGCUCGUUAUACGAAACCGAAACUCCAAGAUCGGAAUCUACUACGACCGCCUUCACGUCUACGCCACUUACCGGAACCAGCAAAUCACUUACCCUACGGCGAUUCCUCCGACGUACCAAGGCCAUAAAGAAGACAGUGUUUGGUCUCCUCUUAUCUACGGAAACGCCGUCUCCGUUGCUCCUUAUAAUGCCGUCGCUUUGGGAGACGAGCAGAGUCGUGGGUUUGUUGAGUUGGUUAUACGCGCUGAUGGGCGCGUGAGGUGGAAGGUCGGGACUCUUAUUACCGGGAAGUAUCAUCUUCAUGUUCGUUGUCAUGCUUAUAUCAAUCUUGCGGAUAAAUCUAACGGAGUUAUUGUCGGAGAAAAUAUCGUUAAGUACACUGUGGACAAUCAAUGCAGUGUCAACGUUUAGAUGACGGGGAAAAGGGACACAGCUCUGACGCCGUUAAGUUUGUUUUUUUCCUUAUUCACUCGUUUUUCUGCUACUCUUUGCUUCUGUAUCGUUUAAUUUGUCUACUUUUAUCAUCAUCUCGUAAACUAUACACACUCAUGACAUUACAGUGUUGCUAAAUUAUUUAAAAUCAAGUAUAACAACAUUUAUCUGA
Messenger RNA from Brassica oleracea var. oleracea, 943 nucleotides. RefSeq lists its product as uncharacterized. The record is from RefSeq and is a predicted model, not a curated record. Gene Ontology annotation, biological process: defense response to other organism. The transcript has a single exon. Bases 130 to 750 code for a protein of 206 amino acids. Lineage: Eukaryota; Viridiplantae; Streptophyta; Magnoliopsida; Brassicales; Brassicaceae.